Molecule: messenger RNA, 3108 nt
Organism: Annulohypoxylon maeteangense
Lineage: Eukaryota; Fungi; Ascomycota; Sordariomycetes; Xylariales; Hypoxylaceae
Exons: 7
Coding region: 1-3108 (1035 amino acids)
Biological process (GO): regulation of DNA-templated transcription
Molecular function (GO): DNA-binding transcription factor activity, RNA polymerase II-specific; zinc ion binding
Source: RefSeq, a predicted model, not a curated record
AUGCAUGAUCCUCAUCGACAGCCACCUCUCCCUCCCUCGUCAGCGCAUCCGCCAUACCCGUCCUAUGCCCCUCGAGAGCCGGUUGUGAAGCGAGAUCCUGCCGAAGAGACCUCCCUUCCCCAGCUGCGCCGACCUAACUCGACCGGUGGUGUUGCAGAGAAUCUUCCGCCAGGUCCCCAUGGUCCUCAUCCGAACCCUCCUCCGCCUCCAGACGACCCGCGACGACAUAUGAGCUACGACGGCGGGCCCUCGAUGCCGCAUUCGCCGGCCAUGUAUAGGCAACCUCAGGGUUACCACCCUCCACCAACACCGGUGCCUCAGCAUCCCCCCUAUGAUAGUCCUCACGUAUACGGCCCUCCGGCCUCCAUGUACCCAGUAGAGAUUGCAACUAGCGCCAAGCGAAAAGCCCAACGCGCCUCUCAGGCCUGCGAUAGCUGUAGGCAGCUCAAAGCUAAAUGCGACGAGACCAAACCUUGCAAAAACUGCAGAGAGAAAAACAUCGAUUGUAAAUAUCGAGACCCCCCCGCAAAACAGCCCGACAAAGUUACCGCAGAUUUAUUGGAAAUGUUGGCUUCCAUGAGAGAGGAGAUAAAUUCGAAGCUGUCAAAUAUUAACCGGAUGCUAAACCUAGAAACCAAGGUCAAGCAGAUUAACCCCGGGACUGACAUGAAGGUCGAGUCAAUCGAAGAAGAGGAGCACCCAGAUGAUUUUCCACCUAGUUCUCCUGGGCCUGCUAGUAAGACGCAGGGCGAAGAAUCGUUGUCAUCACCGGGGGGUACAGUGGUGGAGCCGAGCCUGACUAUGGAUGAAGCUCACGCUACGCUACAAGAAGCGAACGAUGACGAUAUGGAGGAACACCCAGGUCCGAUUGUAACGCCUGGCAAACCUGCCAUGCCUCCGAACCAUACGACUUUAGCAGGUUUACUUUUGAAGUGGCCAUCAAUCGAGAGAAUGGUCCACCAUUUAAUGGAAGCGGAGAAGAUAUUUCAUCCCGACGAAUAUCCUAUCCGGCAAGAACAGCAGCGUGGCAUAAUCCGCGUUUUUGGGAGAGGCGAGGGGUUCGAUCAGGAUAUCCGUGCUUCGGACAAAGAAACUCCACCGGACCAUACCAUGACUGACGUUUUGGAUGAUUGUUCGGAUGUUGCAUCUCCUUCUCCCGUGGGAGAAGCCUGGGGCCAGGUGGGCAGUUUAACACCCCCUCCUGGUGUUGAGUAUAGAGGUGGUGUCGUUAAUGUUGAUGGAAAUCCGGACUGGGACUCGACCAAGAUCUGGAGAUACGUGAACAGUUUCAGGGAAAAUAUUCUCAACAUGCAUCCUAUAAUCAUCCCGAGAGAGCUUACAGCCAUGGUUAAAAUAUUUCUAGAUACUCUACCGAAGUCUGAGAAAAACCAGGGCAACAAGAUGGGUGGGAACGCGAGAUUCGUCAACCAGCCGAGUGGGAUUUUGCCGUUUGAAACGGGACAAAAGAGGAAGAGAUCACCUGCCGCGGACGAACAAACUCCCUCAACAACAUUUGUAAAGCCCGGACGACCUUAUCGAAGCGUUCACAGCGCGCUUGUUCUGAUGGUUUUUGCUCUGGGCAAGAUUUGUCUUCAUAAAGAUAAAAUCCCCGAUGCAGUCCACGAGUCGGACUCGCCGAUGCAUCACUCGCCUUCAGUUCGCAACGGCAUUUUAGCUUCACCUCUGCAGGGAUCACCUCCGGGAAUGUUUUCGCAGUCGCAGUCUUCCAACAUGCCGUCUCCUAAGGAAAGCGAGAGGAUUCCCAUGAGUCGAAGACCUUCCCUCCAAGGGAAUAUAUCAGGCUCGAGAGGUCCGCAUUCACAUAAGCGAAACUUGGACGUCAUCCCUGGUCUCGAAUACUUCGCGCUUGCGAUGGAUAUUAUGGGUAGCCACAUGGGAGGCUUCAAUCUAAAGCACAUCUACGUGCAUAUCUUAGCAGGUUUGUAUUAUGGGCAACUAGGUCGCGUACUUGAGAGUUGGUCUUACAUUUCUCUUGCAAGUCGGAAUCUACAAGUUAUACUCCGUCCGAGCCUCGAUCGCCUUUCGAAGUGGCAUGACCAGGGUAGAAGUAUUGGUCAGUCACGCAGGGACAAUCAGUUGGCGUUUGCCUUUUGGACCUGCCUGCAGUUGGAAAGUGAUAUCCUAGCCGAACUGCCACUCCCACAGUCCGGUAUUUUGCAAUAUGAAGAUAGGAUGCCAUAUCCAAAUUCCGAGUAUGCCGUGAAUCAGGGCUUCUCAGAACACAUAGUAACUGGUUAUAUUGCACAGCUGUAUCUUCGAAAGCAGCUGAACCAGGUGCAUACUCUACUGUACGACUCCGAGAAGCAGAGCAAGAACAGAACCGGAAUUUCGUUGAGUGACCCAGCCGUCGAGGAAGGCGUCAAGAGAAUCGAGGAGAUGCUAGCGAAUUCGAGAAAUCGAUGGGUGCCUGGCAGCUACCAAUGGGACGACAAAGACCCUCCGGCCAACGAUAUACUUGGAGCUCGUCUACGUGCUAAAUAUUGGGGUUCGCAGGUUAUUCUUUACCGACCCUUUUUGAGGGCGAUCCUCGAACGAGAACCGUGGCCAUAUCAUAACCAAGCGGGUUCACCCGAUACUCAGCCGUCCCUUGACAUGGACGAGAUACCUCGCAAUGUGGAUGGUAGGAUUCUUCGGUAUGCUGGCUUAGCAAUCAAUGCUCUCGUCGAGAGUACCCGAGCGUUCCAUGGGAUACCUAGCUCUCAACGCAUUAUAAUUACCAACGUCUUUGGAACGGCUCAUGCUCAAUGGGGUAAUCUCCUAACUCUAGCGGCGUGUUUCAAGGAUAGGUAUCUGCGCAGGUUUAUCGAUGCGGAGACCCUAAACACUCUGUUUUCUCGAACGAUCUCCUUUUUCCAAUCGAUUGUCACACCCACGAGCGCGCUGAGAGCCGAUAUGAAUAUUUUGAUCGGCUUGGCAAAAGAUCUUGGGUUCGUCCCGAAUGAAUACGAUAUUGCAGCAUCGAGCUUUUCAAGCAUAAUGAGUGGUGGUCCUCUGCCGCCUAUGCAUAACCCUAGUGGUGACAACUUUCAUCCACCUCCACCAUCCGCCCUCGCGCGACCGCAUUUGCCUCCACCGCAAAUUCCUUGA